Messenger RNA from Prorocentrum cordatum, 3273 nucleotides. Lineage: Eukaryota; Dinophyceae; Prorocentrales; Prorocentraceae. The record is from the annotation of a GenBank genome assembly.
AUGGCGAGUUCUGCCGAUGCGGAGGCUCACGUUGACAUCAAAACCAUGUACCCAGGCCUCACAGGGCGCUCCUUACAAGACAAAAUAUGGGAUGAGUGGGUGAUCAACAAAGACUGCGUGGUGACCAGACCCUACUUCGACUCUCGUUAUCCUGGCCAGAAGAUAUUCGAGCGCCACGAGCUCAACGACAGAUACGAGGAAGAUACUUACCAAGACUACGAGGAGGGAAUCAUCAAGGACGGCGUGCUGCGUGGCGUCCGUAGCGAAACCUGGGUGAUUGCAUCGAAUCCAUCCGCUCAAUUCCCUGAGCGCUUGUGGGUAGUGAGCGGUGCCACCCUCAAAGAGGCUGCGUACGGAGCCUUCGAGGAUUCUCCAGACGUUGAGAACGUCAAGCGCACCAUCGAGGGCCAGGUGCGCGAUGUCACGAUCUUCAGGCACGACACGCCGAACAUUGUGAUUUUGUACUUGGUGGACUUAGGGAACCAGCUGGUGGGGAAAGGGUCCAUCGUCAGCCACAUCCAAAAGUAUCGGAAGACCGAAGAGCACAAGAAGAGCUGGGAGUGCUACCGCAAAAAGCACGGAAUAGAAUGGCUGAAUUCGAGACCGACGCCUUUCUUCAAAAAGCUCCUGCCGUUCGACAAAGCAUGCGACUUCUUCGGUGAUGCAAAAGGCGAAGUGUGGGAUCGCUACUUGAAGUUCUGCCAGCGCUCCUGCAAGUUCCUGGCGAUCAAGGAGACUUCUCACGACUCGAUUUUCGUGCUCAACGAUUUCGCGCUUCGGCAGCUGGGGCGCGGGUCGCCAGGGCGCGCGCCGGCGAUCCUGUCCACGCUUAAAUUCAUUGCGCCGAACUCCGACGUCUCCAUCUACAUUGGUGAUGGCACGCAGUCGAGUGGCAUGGAAAAGAUCAAGCGCCUGUUGGAGCCUACCGAGCAGGACUUCAACUCGCUCAAGGAGCUGAGGGGGACUCCUGAGGCGGCGGCUGGCAAUGGAAGUAAGGCGCCUCUCGUGGACUACGCCGCAGACGCGCUGAGGCGCUCGUGCAAGGUCAAAGACACGACGCCGACUGCAGAACAGCUGGAGGCGAUGUGGGACCGCAUUGUCCAGCUCGGCAUCGACGGCAAGGUUUGUCUGGUGAAGACGCCCGACCAUUUCCUCCAGCUCUACCGCGGCGCCGUCGAGGCGAGGCCAGGGAAAUCGAAGCAAUUGAAGGGGAAGGGCACUGAGCAGCAGUACGAGGUAAACGCCGAAGUCCUCGAGGUUGACUUGGAAGAUGCUACUGGCGCAGGCGUUAGCGUCCGAGUGUUCAAGAAGAUCGGCCCGUUGGUUUCCUACAUGGUCGGCUGCGCCGCGAAGGCCAACAAGACAGGCAGAGGCCGCGCUGGCAGGGGCAAGAGCAAGACGGGCCACGACGAUGAUGGUGAUGAUGAUUCACCUGCAGUGGCAGCUGACGAAUUGCCGCGGCAGCGGACUCUGCGCGAGAACCCAGAGUUCGUGAACCAGGUCAUUGACUUUACGAAGAAGAAUCCGUUCACGUACUCCUCCCAUGCGGCGGAAAUGAAGUUGACUCCUAGGACGAAUGCCGUGGUGAAGGAUGCGGUGACUUGCCUCUGGAAUCUGCAGGAGGAUCUUGGUCUGCAGUGGACGUCCGAGCGCAAUGGCGUUGCUGAGGCGUUGCGCUUGGUCGUCAAGUCCGUGUUGGCGCAAGUGAAUUUCGGCUACCCGUCGGACACGAUGUGCUUUGCGAGCGCCAUCGCGGAUGCGGACUCCAAGUUCUGGUCGCCUCCUGAGUCUGCCGAUGAUGCGCCGCCGGCUACGCUGAAGACGAUUUGGGACACUCCUUCCAAAGUCAAGCAGUUCAUGGGCCACAGGGCCACGCAGAUCGCGUGCAUCCUCAUGGAGGUGUCGGACAUUCUCAAGACGGAAGGCAAGAGCGCAUCUGGUCACGACGCCGCUGUCGCUGAGAAACUGGACUGUUUGCUGAAGUACGUCAGUAGGCACUCGUCCGUGCUUGCAGCCCUGGCUCAGUCCGACUCGAAGUUCCUGGCGUGCGACGAGGCCGAGAUGGAUGCUUGGAUUCUGCGCUGGGCUGGCGCGAUCGCGAGUUUCUCGAAUCCUGAGUUCGAGAAAGGGCUGGCGCCCAAGGACGCUGGCUUGCUCAGGAUGCAGGCCAACCUUCUCAGCAUUACUGACCUCAGAGCAAAGCUCGGCAAGAAGCUGAGAAACACGAAGGGCGAGGGCGCCUCUGACAAGCCCCAGUUGAUCAAGGAGUUCGUCCAGCUGGAGCAGGACAGGUCACCGUCGCCACAACGAGUAUUCGACCUCCUGAAGUCUGUCGCCCAACUGGACUGUUCCACCAAGGCGCUGGUGGCCAAGAUCCAGAGCAUGAAGGAGUACCCCAACCACGUCCACCUGGCGUCUCCCAACUUCGUCGGUCACAUCUUGUCUACGGCCGUGGAGUCGGCAUGCUACUCCGAGAUCGCCGAGAGCGCCCUAUCGUCAGCGGGUGCCCUUCUGAAGCAGAAGGAGGUCAAAAGCGGCAAGGUUUUCAUCGACUUCGAGGCCAACCAGGGCAACGUCCGACUUGCUUUCCCAGGACUGGGGGAGAAGACCAUUGCGGCGCAGACCGUCGCAUCCAAAGGCUUCUUACUCGGCAAGAUCGAAAUGGAGAACGGCAGCGUCUAUGCUGUGUCAGUGCAUCGGCCGAAGGUUGCAGUUCCUCCAGCUUGGGACGUUCGCGAGGUUACCUCGUCGACGCCGACGCUGGUGUUCGGCGACGGGGUCGACGUGAGCGAAAAGGUCAAGAAGGUGCUCGAAGUGAUUUUCAGGCCGGCUGCGACUUCCAAUGUCUUGAUCAAGGUGCCAGACCUGAAGAAGAACGGCAGCUUUGAAUUCACUGCAGAGAAUUACGUGUCGGAGGCAACGCGGCCUCCGCUCGUGACCGCCAGCGCUGCCGAGCCCCCAGCAACUCUUGCUCCGCUGGAGGACGGCGGCAGCGGGGAGCCCGCGGCCAAGAAGGCCCGCUUGGACGGCGACGGCGCCCCCGAGGGGCCCGAUGGUGAGCCGCUCUCGCGCGGGGAGCUGUGGGAGAAGAUCAAGGCGAGGAGUAUCCUGAUCAAGGCGCUUCAGAAGGGGAGGUGCCGCCUCGAGGAUCGCCUCAUCAAGAAGGCUGCAUCGCUCGUACUUCUCAGGCGGUCUAACGUAGAGCUCAAGAAGGAAAAUCGCAAGCUCCAGAAAGAAAACCUGAAGCUCCAGAAGCAGCAGCGCCGCACCUGA